UAAAACGAAACAUAUUCUUGGAAACUUUAUUUUUUACAAUACGUUAUCCAACACACCUAGUUCUUUAAAAAAAAAAUCCAUUGCGUAUUGACCGAUCUUUCUGGGCCGUAACAAUGGUUUUGAAAGAAUUAUUUCUCUUGCUGUUUGUCAAUUGUCUUCAUUCUAUUGUAGAAAGUGCAGAUUGUUCUACUCAAUCGUGCUUAACUCGGUUGUACAAUUCAAAAGUACUAAGUGCUGAAUAUUUUACCAGACCACUUGGUUCCAGUUCUUCGGGUUCGUCUAAACCAUCAUCUGGCUCUUCUAGUGGAGGUUGGUUUUGGCGCCGACGGUCUUCGUCUAGAUCUAGCAGAUGGUUUGGGAAGAGAGACUGGGAUUAUCAUCUCCAUCAUGCAGGUGUGGUAGUCACCAUCGAUCGGUAUGUUGUUGGAAGAAAUCGUUGGCUAAUACAUAAAGGAAAUAACUAUGGCGAUAAAUGGGACACCGUUAUCACAGACGCACAAAAUAUGAACAGCAGAACGUGGACUCGAACCAAAUCAAGAGGUGUUGGCGCUUGUAAAAAGAUAGUGAAUGACUUUCUCCGGGCAGCAAGAAUACAUUCUGAUUACAGGUUAACAGGUCCAAACUGUCAAACAGCAGCAAACGGAAUGUGGAACAUGAUUGACAGAUACUGUUAAAAACUGAAAUUAACAUAAAAUAAAUCAGUACUGCAAGAUAA
Messenger RNA from Mytilus trossulus (common blue mussel), 715 nucleotides. RefSeq lists its product as uncharacterized. The record is from RefSeq and is a predicted model, not a curated record. Lineage: Eukaryota; Metazoa; Mollusca; Bivalvia; Mytilida; Mytilidae. The transcript has 3 exons. The coding region runs from base 114 to 674 and encodes 186 amino acids.